Thelazia callipaeda (thelaziosis nematode) is the source of this 1401-nucleotide messenger RNA. NCBI's taxonomy places the organism in Eukaryota, Metazoa, Nematoda, Chromadorea, Rhabditida, Thelaziidae. The record is from the annotation of a GenBank genome assembly.
AUGUUUCACAGAGUUGCAACGUUGGAUUCAUCAAAAAAACCGGGGAGCGAUAGCAGUGAUUCAAAUAAUGAUGAAGAAGGUCAUCGUCAAGAGUUUUUUGUUGGAGGUGGCGCAAAUAGUGGGCAACAAGUUCUUGGACCGAAUAGUUCUCAUAAUGAUGAUAUUGCAUCACAGUUGUUCAAGUUGGCUCGAGUACAUGGCGCGGAACCUCUCACACCGGAAGAAAACGCUAAAUAUGGAACUCGAAGUGCAGUAAAGUUUGUAUCCAGUGGAAAAGGCUACCGUUUGGGUGAUAAUGUGAAGCCAUCGGAGAUGGUAGAAGCAGCAGUUACAGAAACAGAAAGUCAAGAAGUCGUGCUUGUAUUGUAUGACAAUGGAUUCACUGUCGAUGAUGGUCCACUUCGUUUGUAUGGUGAUCCUUCUAAUGAUUCAUUUCUGCGAAAGAUUAGCGAAGGGCACAUCCCGAGUGAGCUUCUACGAGAAUAUCCAGGAAAAGUUAUUGACAUUCGUAUGGAACGUCGUAAUAAAGGAUAUGUGGAACAUCCAAAACCUUUCACCGGUCAAGGUAAAAGACUCGGAAGCAUUGUUCCUGCAUUCACUGGUACUGAACAGAUGGAAGGAAGCACUGAGGCUAGUAUAAACGAGAAUAUCGAUCCUAAUUGUGUUAAUAAAGCUCAAGAGGCUAUAAAGUUGUCAGAUGAGGAACCCAUUACACGUGUUAAUAUUCGUUUACCACGAGGAGGACGUAUCAUUGGAAAAUUUAAUCAUAGCCAUACAGUCAGAGACAUUCGUAAUUUCCUCAUAGCAGCAGCACCAGAUUAUGCUUUCCGUACAUUCAAUUUCAUGACAGCAUUCCCACAUAGAGUGAUCGAAGAAGAAGAUGUUUCUUUGAAAGAAGCUGGUUUAUUAAAUGCAGUUAUUAAUCAAAUGAGUUUGAGGGAAGUCAUUGGUUUGCGAGUUUGGACUAAAUUCUUUCGGAUCAUCAAGAAUUGUGGUGGUUUGACUGGUUUCGUGAAAAAGCGUUAUUUGUAUAUUGUAAAUUUUAAAGAUAUUCGAUUCAGAAUGGAUGAAACAAGGAUCGGGAAGCUGGUGGGCGAAGACAAGUUCGGCAAUAAGUAUUAUGAAGACAAUUCUUAUUUCAUACCUCGAAAUCGCUGGGUUGAGUAUCCAGAACAUGUAUGGCUUGAAUAUGACCCUUCUCAAAUUCCGUCAGAGUGGCACAUGUGGUUGCAUCAUAUAACAGAUGAAACACCGGUUCAAAAUCCUCCAGUGCAAAGAAAAUGGAUGUUAGAUCACGAAGAGACCUUAACUUUGUUAAAUGAUCGCAAAUAUUAUCCUUACUCAACUACAAGAGAGAAACUCACCCUCUGGAAUCCUAACUAUAAAAAAGCGAAAUAUUAG